Molecule: messenger RNA, 4980 nt
Organism: Adineta ricciae
Lineage: Eukaryota; Metazoa; Rotifera; Eurotatoria; Adinetida; Adinetidae
Source: the annotation of a GenBank genome assembly
AUGGAUAAUUCUGCCAAAAAUCAAGCAACAGGAUCAGAUGAUCGUUUUCUUGGUGAAUCUAUGCUCCGUCGGAUAGCUAGUUUUGCUGUUGAUCGAAACGCGAAUCAAACCAAACACUGGAUGCCUGAUAGUGCUGGUAAAGAGUGUUAUGACUGUCAAGAAAAGUUUACUCAUUUCCGUCGACGGCAUCACUGUCGUAUUUGCGGUCUACUCUUUUGCAAUCGAUGUUGUUCUUAUGAUCCUCAAGUAAAAUUAGCUGGUUUUAGUGAAUCAAAUGUUCGCCUGUGUUCCUACUGUUCGUCAACCUUAGCCAAACUUCCUAAGACGGCAGCGUUACCAAUCGCAUCGUCAAAUCAAUCAUAUCCUUCUUCCGCAUCCGUCGUUGAUUCGCCGCAACAUCCGCAGCAACAAUCUCAAGAUCUAAGUACUUCAGAUAGUACAUUCAAUCCAGAUCAUUUUUCGCUAUCGAAGACUCCAAACGAUCAUCUAUUUUCCAAUGUCGAUCCUGAGCAACCCGCCAACCCGAAUGAACAAACUCUAGCGGAUAUCGAAUCAAAUUGUAAAAUUACCCAACAAUCAUCACAGCCACGAACAACUUCGAAUUUUAGCUUGAAGACUCUCUUCAAUGAAAUCUUUCGCACAUCACAAGGUUUGCAAAUGCAAAAACAGAGGAUUCGCCUUCGAACAAUUGAAUGUAUACCCGGGAAAGAUAUUGUUGAUUGGCUCAUGAAGAAUCAACGUGCUAGUGUGUUGUCCGAAGCAAAAUUAUUGUGUCAAUGUUUUGUCAAUGAAUCAUAUUUGGAACCAGUCGUUGCACCACAAACAUCGUUCAUUGAAUUCAAAGAAGAUCAAACGUAUAAAUUAGGAAAACGUGGAUUGGAACGCGAUCCUCCGGUAGAAAGACCUCCAAUUCGAUCCGGAAGUGUCGUAUCAACGUCUUCAGCUGAUUCCACUAAUACGGAUACAUAUCAACAAAAGCUUGCUAAAACAACUGGUGUGCUAAUCGGCAACGAUUUCAACUAUGUGCAAUUCAAUUCCCAAGUAGGAAACACCACAUCAGACGAUACAACUUCUGUUAAUAGUAAAAAAGAAACGAGUGAUUUUAAUAUGCCUACUGAUGGUACUGAACAAAUUGAUGAAACUGACGGAAAUUCUACGAGUAAACAAACAUCACCGAGUGAUGCCAUAGCAGCAUUGUACAAUGAAUAUGAAGAAGUAUUAUUGAGACAAAUUCUGAUUCAGUUCCAUGUUGAUCAAGAAUGGUUUCCGAUUAUUUUAAAUAUUUGUCGAAUAUUAGUUAAACGAGUGCGUGUCUCAUCCAUAACGAAUGAUUCCACGCCAAACAAUGACAUUCGACGGAAUGUAAAGUUUAAAAAGUUACCAGGCGGUUCGAAAAACGAAAGUCAAAUCAUCAAUGGAUGUGUAUUUACUAAAAAUGUUAUCCAUCGCAACAUGUCAUCGAGAAUUGACGGACCACGUGUUCUCUUACUCAAAUCUCAAAUUGAAUAUCAACGUAGUGAUGAUCAUCGUCUAACUACACUUGAGCCUGUACUUAACCAAGAACAACAUUAUCUUUCAUCAUACGUUGAUAAAAUUAACUCCCAUUUCAAACCUGAUAUUCUCGUCGUAGAAAAAACUGUCAGCAGAUUAGCGCAGGAUUUUAUCAUUGCCAAUGGUCUUAUCCUGAUCUAUAAUGUUAAAGAAAGUAUUAUGCAACGAUUAGCGAAAUGUUUGUGCACAACAAUCAUGACAUCGAUUGAUAGUCGUCUUCCAUCUCAUAUUCGACCGCCAUUAGGUCGGUGUGAAUACUUUGAAAUCAAAGAAUUCGAACUCAAUGAUAGUUAUAAAAAACGUCUGAUGUUCUUCGCUGGUUGUCCACCUGAACAGGGUUGUACAGUGUUGAUACGUGGUGGAACAUUACAGCAGCUCAAAGUUGUCAAAUCGAUUAUGAGAUUAUUUCUACUGAUCACCUAUAGUACACAAUUAGAACAAGCAUUUUUGAAUGACUGUUAUGCACAAAUCAUUGUGAAUAAUCAAAAUGAUUUAUCCAUAGUAAAACAAUUUGAUUUAGAACAAUAUAUCGACACGAUCGUGACAAAUAAACAAGCUAUAAUCGAUCUAAUAUCCAAUCGUCUUCUCCUAUCGACCUCGCCAUAUGUUCGAUAUAAUUCACCAUAUAUCUUAACAUGUACAAAUCAACAAUAUAUACCAAAUGAAUUACUCUAUCAAAGUAUCUAUAAUAAUAAAUACCAACAACGACAAGACAAUAGUAUAAGCUCUACGGAUGACGACAAUCAGACAAAGAAUACGAAUAUAUACAGCUGGUUUUAUAAUUCACCGUAUAAUCAUGAAAUUAUUCAUGUACAAGAUAAACAUCCAUUCAUAAGAGAUAAUACAUUAUUGCCUGGAAUUAAUCAGGACACCAAGGCUGCUUAUGCUCAUUAUCGAGCAUCCGGUGGUCGUUGUCAUUUUCGACGACGUCGAUGGUACGAUUGGUUAACACUCUACCAGCAACAACAGCCGCGUGAUCAACCAUUAGAGUCUAUUUUUGCACUUUAUCUUGAUUUGCGUCUGCAUCUACAAAUCGCCAUUCUCUAUAGUGCGCACUGCACAGUUCAAAACAAAUUGCUCACUUGUCGGCAACCUGAGAUUCUGGAGAUGCCAGCAUACUCUAUCCAUGACACAACAUUAGGUUCAUUUCUUGAGCAACAUUGCUUUUCAACUAAUAAUGCACCUUGUAAAACAUGUCAACAGCCAUUACAAGACCACGUUCGACAAAUUGUUCACGGCGAAAUGAAAUUAGUCAUUCGCAUUAAACAUAUCGACCGAACAACAUCAAAUCUACAGAAACUUUCAACAUCCAACGGAAUCUAUAUGUGGAGCUAUUGCGAACACUGUCGUGAAUCUUCAGCAAAACGUUUAAUGUCUGCUCGUACAUGGUCACUAUCGUUCACAAAAUUUCUUGAGUUAUUAUUCCAUCUCGAAUCAUUUUGUGUGGCAUCCACACGUUCCUGUCAUCACCACGUUUUCCGUGAUCAUUAUCAUUAUUUUCAUUCCCAGCAAUUCAUUGCAUCAUUCCGUUUAUUCCGAAUUAAACUAAAAGAAUUCUUUCUUCCAACACCGACGAUGAGUUUGAAACCAUACGUGCACGAACGAGACUAUUACAUCGAAUUGACCAAGACAUUGUCUGUUAAUGGUUACAAUAUCUUCUCGACAAUUGUUGAACGAUUGGUCGACUUGAAAAACUUAACAUCUAUGCCGGAGUUUUUUAUAUCAAAAACUGAUCAGUAUUUAGCACAGGAAAGGUUCGAGCAACAAACAUUUCGUGCCUUGAUGGAUGAAAUUCAAUUGAAAAUGACAGCGGGAAGUGGAAACGAACAAAAACGACAAUUAGAUGCCGAUAGCUAUGUAUGCAUCGAUGACCAGAUAUGUGAAGCAAAGAAAUUCAUUACCAAAAUAGUUCACAAUUGGAAUACAACUCUUCUAGAAUUAGAACAGUUCAUUAAGAAGUAUGAGAAACAGCAACGAGAAGCAUCAAAAAAGGUGCCGAUCAAAUCUGUUUCAUCGGGUGAACCAGCGAAUGACACGAGUAGUUCUAUGCAAAACGAUUCCGAAGCAACGGCGAUACUCGAAGUAGCGCCGACACCCCUUCUACCCUCAACUACUUCUAUUGAUAUCGAUGAAGGCAAUUUGGAAAACGGCCCAAAACCAAUGUUGAAUACAGAUGAUGAAACAUCUCGACGUAGUGGAGUUUUGAAAUUCUUCUCCACAUUCUUACCAACAUCAGAUAAUGAUUCUCUUCAGCUGAAAUCUCCGUUUAGCGAAGAUGAACACUUGCAAUUACCAGGAAAAUAUAUCGUCAAUCAUCGAGAAUUGAGUUCAAUUAUAGCACACGCUCUGUCCAUGUCUGAAUACGAACAACGUUUGAAUGAGGAGCUGACUUUCGCAUCAAAUACAAAUCAGGAGCAAAAUAUUGAAAUCAAACAGUUUGAUGAAAGUAACACCAAUAGUAAUUCCAUAGACGAUCAUCGACAUGUUGAAUUACAUUUUCAUGAUUCCAUAACGAAAUUUACGGUGAAGAUUUUCUACGCAGCUAAAUUUCAUCAACUUCGACAAAUUAUCUUCUCUAAUACUGAUCAAACAUCUUACAUUCGCUCUUUAUCACGGUGUAAAAAAUGGCAACCACGUGGUGGAAAAUCGAAGUCAGAAUUUUGGCAAACAUGCGAUGAUUUUUUUGUUUUAAAAGAUCUCAAUCAAAAAGAAUCCGAUUCGUUUUCCUCAUUUGCACCGUCCUAUGUUGAUUAUCUCUCGAAUGCAUUGAAAUAUCAUCUUCCAACGACAUUAACAAAAAUCCUUGGCAUUUAUCAUAUACAGUAUCGUCAUAAUGGUACAGGUGAAAACUUCAAGCGGGAUAUUUUAGUUCUCGAAAAUCUACUCAAUCAGCCGAAUAUGUCGAUUCCAUCCGUUAUCUAUGAUUUGAAAGGUUCGAUGAGAAAUCGAUUAGCCACUGUCGACGAAGGACAGACUAAUGCGGUUUUACUCGACGAAAAUUUCUUAACCCAAACACAGGAAAAUCCCUUUUAUGUGCGUUUGCAUACGAAAUGGACAUUGAUGAAAGCAUUAUAUGCCGACACGCAGUUUCUCGCUAAACAUGGUAUUGUGGAUUAUUCGCUUUUAGUAUCGUGUUACAACGACGAACAACAAUCGGUAGUCUAUGUUGGUAUUAUCGAUUACAUCCGAACGUACACGUGGGACAAAAAAAUGGAAACUAUUUUGAAGUCCAUGAGUGGUCAAGGACAAUCGCCAACUGUCAUUUCACCUGAACAUUAUCGCACGAGAUUUUUGCGCCGUAUGGAUCAAUACUUUCCAGUCGUACCGGAUGAAUGGCAUGCAUACGAGAAGAAAUUUUUAGAUUUAUCAUUAUUUCAAACUGAAACUAUGUCAACCAAUCUGUCACCUAAUGAAUUGCCUACUCAAUAA